AUGUAUGCUGUGACUGGUUGUGAUGAGGAUGACUGUUACCGGUGUUUCCCGCCCGACCCGGGCAUUGGUACUGCCGCGUCAGGUACUAGUGAGGCUGCUGCUCUAGGUGCCAGUACGUCUGUGCUCUCAGGUGCUGGUGAGUCCGCCCUCUCAGGUACUGUGUCGGCUUCGGCCUCUCACACCUUCACCCUUGACUCUGGAGCGUCUCGCUCCUUCUUUAGGGACCGCACCACUCUCACGCCGCUGAGUCGACCGGUUGCGGUGUCCCUGGCUGACCCCUCUGGGGGACCUGUCCUGUCUCGCUUCUCCACUGUCCUCCCGUGUCCGGCGGCCCCCUCUGGCACCCUGACUGGUCUCUACCUCCCCUCGUUCUCGACGAACUUGGUGAGUGGUGCUGACCUCCAGGAUGCAGGUGUCCACCAGUUCACCCCUGCUCGUCAGCGGGUGACCCACUGUACGGAGGCGGAUACAGGUCGUCACCUGGCUACGUUUACACGUCGGCCAGGGUCGAGCCUGUACACACUGACCACUGCUUCUCCUCCAGGUACUGCGUCUGGUAGGGUCCCCUCGUCUGGUCAGGUGUUUGCUGCAGCGUCCAGGUCUGGUCCUGAGUCUGCCCCCUGUUCGUGUCGUCGUCUGUCUCACGAGACCCUCCUCUGGCACCACCGCCUUGGCCACCCCUCUCUGCUUCGGCUCAGAGGCAUGGCCUCGCGGGGGCGCCAGCGUGCUGCCCCUCACUCCUCCCAGUUUCCUCCGACAGAGGCCCCGUUGCAGACGCUUCACAUGGACGUGUGGGGCCCAGCCCGCGUCCGUGGACAGGGUCAGGAGCGCUACUUCCUGCUGGUGGUUGACGACUACUCGCGUUACACCACAGUCUUCCCUUUGCGCAGCAAGGGUGAGGUCACUGCGGUGUUGAUCGACUGGAUCCGCGCAGCUCGUCUCCAGCUUCGGAGGAGCUUUGGCUCUGACUUCCCUGUUUUGCGUCUGCACUCGGACAGAGGCGGAGAGUUCUCCUCUGGCCUCCUGAGUGCCUACUGUCGUGCGCGAGGCAUCCGUCAGACCUUCACGCUUCCGGACUCACCACAGCAGAAUGGGAUUGCUGAGCGCCGCAUUGGCAUGGUCAUGGACGUCGCUCGUACGUCCAUGAUGCAUGCGGCUGCUCCCCAUUUUCUGUGGCCGUUUGCGGUCAGGUACGCUGCGCACCAGAUCAACCUCCACCCCAGGGUCUCUCGACCGGAGACCUCCCCAGCCCUGCUGUGGACGGGGAAGGUUGGCGAUGCGUCGGCGUUCCGGGUCUGGGGAUCUCGGGCGUUUGUUCGCGACCUGACUGCGGACAAGCUGUCCCCUCGUGCUUCUCCCUGCGUCUUCCUGGGGUUCCCCCCCGACGCCCCUGGGUGGCAGUUUUACCACCCCACCUCUCGACGUGUUCUGUCCUCCCAGGACGUCACGUUCGACGAGUCGGUACCCUACUACCGCCUCUUCCCCUACCGCACUCCGUCCCUCCCCCCUCCCCCGCUCUUCUUGGUACCAGGUCCCCCCCCGGUAGUCCCCCUCCCCCCUCAGGGUCCUGCCCCUUCAGGUGUGUCCCAGGUAGACGCGGUCGAGCCUGUCGAGGUCACUGGUGACUCUGGUGCUGCUGCGGGAGCUGAGCCUGGAGGUGCGGAGUCUGGGGGUGCUGAGCCUGGGGGUGCUGUGCCUGGGGGUGCUGAGUCUGGGGGUGCUGAGCCUGGGGGUGCUGUGCCUGGGGGUGCUGAGCCUGGGGGUGCUGAGCCUGGGGGUGCUGAGCCUAGGGGUGCUGAGCCUGGGGGUGCUGAGCCUGGGGGUGCUGAGCCUGGGGGUGCUGAGCCUGGGGGUACUGUGCCUGGGGGUGCUUCGUCUCGCCGGGAGCCACUCUCCCCACAGGAGCUGCGUGAGUGGUUUACCAGGCGCUGGAGGCGUGCUGCUGGUGCUGGUGGUUCUUCGCCUGCAGUAGGUACUGCUGCCGCGCGUCCCGACGGUGCUCGUACUGUGGGUGCUGGAGCUGCUCGGUCUGAGGGUUCUCCUGGAGCUGGUGCUGCUGAGGGUGUUGGCGCUGAGCCUGCCGCUGGUGGUCCGACUGACAGUGCUCCUGGUGCUGCUACUGGGGGUUCUGGAGCUUCUGGAGGUGCUGCUGGAGGUGCUGCUGGCGUGGGUGCUCCUGACGGGGGGGCUGGUGCUGUUCCUGCUGUUCCUGGUGUCGCCGUGCGGCCCCGACCGUACUUCGUUCCGCUCCUGCAGCAGGUUCUUAGUCUUGCACCUCCUCCUGCUCCCUUAGAGGGUCCACAGCCUGUUCGGUCACAGCCACAGCUACAGCCUGCCUCCCCUUUGCCUGCUCCUUCUCCCUACGCUGGUCCGACUGGAGGUCUUACUGAGCGUCGUGAGCCUGCGUCUCGUCCUGCGUCGCCUGUUCGUACUGAGCGCGCUAGUGGUCGCGGGUCGCGUCAGCGUCCUCCUCCUGUCCCUGGCACGCACCGGAUGUCACUGCGUCCGUCCACUGCUCCUCUGCGUGCCCCUUUGCCUUCUCCUCCUCCUUCCUCUCUUCCUGCUCUUGCCGACCCGGAGUCGGACUCUCUUCGUGCUGCCAGUCCUACUGUCACGCGUCUCCUUGCUACUGCUGUCACUGACCCUUCCUUCGAGUCGUCUGCUGCGUCUGCCCUUGUCACUGAGCUUGUCGACUUUGCUGCGCGCUGUCGUCUAGACUACGCUGCUCGUCUUGUCGCUGAGUCUGAGUCCGUCUGUCCUCCGUCCGUCGGGGGUGAGUGUGCCCUUGGCACGGACGUCCUAGAGGACAGGCAGGAGGAGUUACAGUGUCUAGCGGCUGCUUCACCUCAUCUCGCGUCUGUACUGCUUGCCCCUGAGGGAGACCCGGAUGCACUAGACAUCCCGACUCCGCGUUCUUACGCGGAGGCCGUAGAGGGUCCCUACUCCUCUCAGUGGCAGGCAGCUAUGGAUGCAGAGAUGGCUUCCUGGAAGUCCACAGGCACCUACGUUGACGCGGUUCCCCCUCCUGGGGCGAACAUCGUCAGUGGCAUGUGGAUCUUCAGGGUGAAGCGGCCGCCGGGCUCCCCGCCUGUCUUCAAGGCGCGUUACGUGGCUCGUGGCUUCAGUCAGCGGCAGGGAGUUGACUACUUUCAGACCUUCUCUCCCACCCCGAAGAUGACCACUCUUCGGGUGCUGCUGCACAUUGCCGCUCAGCGCGACUACGAGCUUCACUCUCUCGACUUCAGCACUGCGUUCCUGCAGGGUAGCCUGCACGAGGAGAUCUGGCUGCGCCGUCCGCCUGGCUUCACUGGGACUUUCCCUCCUGGCACCCAGUGGAGCCUCCGACGGCCAGUCUACGGUCUCCGCCAGGCACCGCGUGAGUGGCACGACACACUGAGGACUACGCUUGCGGCUCUUGGGUUUGCUCCUUCUACUGCUGACCCGUCGCUGUUUCUUCGCACCGACACUUCCCUGCCGCCGUUCUACAUCCUCGUGUACGUCGACGACUUGGUCUUUGCCACAGCGGACACUGCUGGACUCGCCUACGUGAAGUCCGAGCUGCUGAAGAGACACACGUGCACAGACCUGGGUGAACUGCGCAGCUACCUUGGCUUGCAGAUCACUCGGGACAGAGCACGUCGCACCAUUACCCUGACUCAGUCACACAUGGUGCAGCAGGUCCUUCAGCGCUUCGGCUUCACGUACUCCUCGCCUCAGGCCACUCCUCUGCCUACUCGCCACUCACUCUCAGCUCUGCCUUCGGAUGAGUCCGUAGAGUCGAGUGGUCCGUAUGCAGAGCUUGUUGGCUGCCUCAUGUACCUGAUGACCUGCACACGACCUGACCUUGCAUACCCUCUGAGCAUUCUUGCACGCUAUGUUGCUCCUGGGAGACACAGACCGGAGCACAUGGCUGCAGCGAAGAGGGUAUUGCGCUACCUGUGCAGUACGUCGGGCAUGGGGCUAGUGCUUGGAGGGCGGAGUCCAGUGGUCCUUACCGGCCACGCGGACGCUUCUUGGGCUGACGACCAGGCUACGCAGCGGUCGUCACAGGGUUACACCUUCAGCCUUGGUUCCGGUUCUGUCUCGUGGCGGUCUACUCGCUCGUCUUCAGUUCUCGGCUCCAGUUGUGAGGCUGAGAUCUACGCCGGGGCCAUGGCUGCACAAGAGCUUCGCUGGCUCACCUACCUGCUGACCGACCUUGGAGAGCCGCCUCGUUCUCCUCCAGUGCUGUACGUAGACAACAAGGCCAUGCUGGCCUUGUGUCGAGAGCAGCGCUUGGAGCACAGAACGAAGCACAUUGCUCUCCGCUACUUCCUUGCUCGUGAGCUGCAGCAGCGUGGUCAGUUGCGACUUGCUUACGUGGCCUCUGAGGCCAACACUGCUGAUGUGUUCACCAAGGCACUUGCGCCUUGUGACCAUCAGCGCUUUUGUACCCAGCUGGGUCUUGUACCUGUCUUGCCUCACUUGCUCUCUUCUUGA
This is a messenger RNA of Closterium sp. NIES-65, 4479 nucleotides long. The record is from the annotation of a GenBank genome assembly. NCBI's taxonomy places the organism in Eukaryota, Viridiplantae, Streptophyta, Zygnematophyceae, Desmidiales, Closteriaceae.